GUAUUAUUCCAAUAACACACAUUUGUCUCAAUGUUUUAUUAUUCCCACAUCACACAACAGCCUCUUUUACUUAUUAUUCCCCCAUCACACCGCAGUCUCUUUUAUUUAUUAUUCCCCCAUCACACCGCAUGGGAAACACCACAGAUGUCAACCUCAACAUCACCUUAGACAUCAACGACAUCAUCAGCAACAACAGCGACGUCACAGAAGGCGGGGAGUGGCGACCACCAUCCUGCAUAUCUCGGCACCGCGUUGCUGUCAUCAUUCCCUACAGGGACCGCUUCAGUCACCUCAAAGUCCUGCUGCACUACCUGAUCCCCUUGCUCAAGCGGCAGCAGAUCCACUUUAGGAUAUUUAUCGUAGAGCAG
Messenger RNA from Candidula unifasciata, 368 nucleotides. The record is from the annotation of a GenBank genome assembly. NCBI's taxonomy places the organism in Eukaryota, Metazoa, Mollusca, Gastropoda, Stylommatophora, Geomitridae.